AAAAUAUUAAAACUUAAGCAUUUGCUUAAAGCAACAUGAUAAUUAUAAUAUUUUUAGCUCGCCGAAAUUUUCAGGAGCGCUACAACACACGCACAUAAUACGUUUCAAUAUGUAUUCAUAUAGACGGUUUGGUUCGAUUUUUUCAAUCUAUUUUUUGUCGGUUAAGAAAAAAAUGAAAUCAAUUUCUUUAUAGUUUUAACUUUAAAAGAUAAAAUCAAAUCAGAUAAACAAAUAUCAAUUUUUUUUUCUAGUUCAAUUCAAGUUUUGAUUUGAUUUUUUCUUUUUAUGCCGAGAUAAUAUCUCUUACAAUUUGAACCAAACGACCCCUACAUUGUACUACACAAAUUUGAAAGGGGAAGGAUGUCAAAUAUGAAAAGGGAGGAAGGAAUUCGAUCCCAGCACACCAAGUUCCGCGGAAUAUUUUCGAUCAGUUGAUCUCUCUUAGGUUUAGUUUUGAUUCAGCGAAGAAACAAGCAAGUGAAGUUGUCAGCAAUUGCAUUCAUGCGGUGGUGGUGGGGAACAAUAGUGAUAGUGCUAUUACCGUCAUGCUGCAGCGGACAUAGUGCUGCUAUAGUCUCCCGGAUUGCUUUUGGAUCGUGCGCCAAUCAAAGCGCUCCCCAGCCUAUAUGGGAUGCAAUAAUCCGUUUUGAUCCUCAAGUGUUCAUCUGGAUGGGCGACACCAUCUACGGAGAUAUAAGACGUCCUUUCAAGCUUUUUGGAAAGGAGAGGACUAUUGGCCCCUGGAAGAAUGUCCCCAGGUUUUACCCUUCUUCUGAGCACGAAAUGAAGUCCCGAUAUCAUCAAGCUAAGACCAUUCCUGGAUAUUCUACUCUCACCCGCAAAACUAAGGUUAUUGGCACCUGGGAUGACCAUGAUUAUGGAUUAAACGACGCAGGAAAAGAAUUUGAGAGCAAGAUCACUAACCAAAGGCUUUUACUUGAUUUUCUGGAUGAACCGCUAGAAAGUACUCGGCGCAAACAAGCUGGUGUUUAUGCAUCAUACAUAUUUGGUCCUGUGGGUAAACAUGUUAAGGUCAUUCUUUUGGAUACAAGAUAUUACAGAGAUCCUGUCUCUAGUGAUGGCAGUAUCUUAGGAGAUGCACAAUGGAUGUGGUUGGAGAGGGAGUUGAAAGGUUCUCCUACGACUAUUACUAUUAUUGUAUCAUCUAUUCAGGUCAUAUCAAAUCAUUCAGCUACAACUGGCCCUCUAUUUUAUACAGAGUCAUGGGGACGAUUUCCAAGGGAAAAAAGUCGUCUUUUCAAGUUGAUAUCUGAUAGUAAGAGAGAAGGGGUUUUCUUCAUAAGCGGAGAUGUUCACUUUGGAGAAAUUGCAAGAUAUAAUUGUGCUGCUGGUUACCCCUUGUAUGACAUAACAUCAAGUGGCCUUACCCAAGCAGUGGAGAAAGCAGUCUCUCCACCGCUGCAUUUCGUUGUGAGAUUUUUGGCAUUGUUAACUCCAGCUAUAAUGCGAGUAAAGGACAAAAGCUGCAGAUAUCGUUCGUGCACUUAUGGUCAACCAAACUUUGGGACCAUUGAGAUCAAUUGGGAUUCAGAUCCAGUAGGUUUGAAGUUUGACAUCAGAGAUGAAAAGGGAUUGCCAGUGAUUGCAUUGAAAAUCUCAUUAACAGAACUCCAAGGCCAAAAGGUUGACUCCGAAAUGACCAUUGGCUUAGAAAAAUUUCAAAAGUAUUGCUCUGUUGAAGUUGACUCACCAUGGUUUGUCAGAUAUCGGUUGGCAAUAUUUUUCUUUUCCACUUUAGCUGUGCUGCUUCUUGCAACCAUAGGACUCCUCUGUGCAGUCAGGUCAUGUUGCAAGAGAUGCCAUUGCAAAUACAAGCAUGAUUGAAGAUUUUGAGUACUUUGUAGCCUUGAGAUUAAAUGCUGGUUAUUGAGUGAUACAUGAUCAGCAAGAGCAUCUAUUUUUAUGGACAAAAGGUGAAAUAAAUCGGUUAUGUUGCAAGGGUGAAAAGUUAGAAGCACUUUGGAUUCUCAUGUGAUUGCUCGUAAAGUGAAGAUUAUACGGAUACAAGGCUAAAAGGUGGAAAGAGAAGAAAAACCAGGUGAAUCUGGAGGGCAAGUCAACUAGAAGAAAAUAUGAUUAUGCCUUAAUUCCAAGGUAGUUGUGGUCAGAUGUAUGAAUCUUCAAUAUCAUAAAUAUUCUAUCUAGAUCCAUAAUAUUCCAAUACUCGGUUCUGAAGAAUUAUCUUUAACACUAGGGCUUCACUAGUAUACUCCAGUGGUUAUAUAUCCGAGUCUUAUACUAAGCACUGGUUCUUGGUAUCACUUGUACUUCAAUUACCAUUGUUUUUUAUCUUUUACUUCACCUGAAUUUCAGAACAUUGGAGUAUAUCUUUUGAGAUGACUUCAGUAAUGUUAUUUUCAAUUUCCCUAGUCUUC
This is a messenger RNA of Lycium barbarum (goji berry), 2396 nucleotides long. RefSeq lists its product as uncharacterized. NCBI's taxonomy places the organism in Eukaryota, Viridiplantae, Streptophyta, Magnoliopsida, Solanales, Solanaceae. The record is from RefSeq and is a predicted model, not a curated record. Bases 502 to 1845 code for a protein of 447 amino acids. The transcript is spliced from 11 exons.